Messenger RNA from Caretta caretta (loggerhead turtle), 1604 nucleotides. It is a transcript of the gene TEKT4, whose product is annotated as tektin 4. Lineage: Eukaryota; Metazoa; Chordata; Testudines; Cheloniidae. Gene Ontology annotation, biological process: cilium movement involved in cell motility; cilium assembly. The record is from RefSeq and is a predicted model, not a curated record. Gene Ontology annotation, cellular component: microtubule cytoskeleton; nucleus; sperm flagellum.
CGGGGCAACGGGAGGACGCUGAGCGCGGCGCCGCUCGAAGGCCCCGCAGCGAGCCGCGGCCUUUCCUGGUCGCGGUGCCCGGGGCCGGGCCGCUGUGCGGCGGGAAGCGAGCAUGGCUCAGAGCGGGGUGCUGCUGACCAGGGAGCCGGCGCCGCAGGCGGUGCCGGUGUCCGAGCUGCCCGUGAAGGCGUACGAGGCGGCGCUGAACACGGGGCCGGACUCCUCGUGCGGCCUGGCCACGGCCGGCUUCCGCGCCGCCAAGUACCUGACCGAGGAGUGGCACCAGCACAACUACGCCCAGUACCACCAGGCCUUCGCCGACCGCGACGGCUCCGAGCGCUGCCGCCACGAGUCCCAGAGCCUGGCCGCCUACGCCGCCGCCCUGGCCCAGCGCAGCCAGGAGGACUCCACCGCCAAGCUGGGCCAGCGCCUCCAGGACACGCACUUCUGGAAGGCCGAGCUCCAGAGAGAGACCGAGGACCUGAGCGCCGAGACCGACCUGCUGGCGGCCCAGAAAGUGCGGCUGGAGCGGGCGCUGGACGCCACCGAGGUGCCCUGCACCAUCGCCACCGACAACCUGCAGUGCCGCGAGAGGAGGCAGCCGGGGGACCUGGUUCGGGACCAGGUGGAGACGGAGCUGCUGAAGGAAGUUGAACUUAUCAGAAAUGUACAAGAACUUCUGAAGAGAACUUUGAUGCAAGCUGUUAACCAGAUGCAAUUAAAUCGAGAUCACAAGCAGAUUUGUGAAAUGGAUUGGUCUGAUAAGGUGGAAACAUACAACAUUGAUGACAAAUGUGGAAGAUACAAUAAUCAGAGCACCAACAUCCAGUUCCAUCCCAGCUCAUCAAAGUUUGAGGAAAGUGCCUCAACACCUGAAACCUGGGCAAAAUUCAGCCAUGACAACAUCUAUAGGGCAGAGCGAGAGCGACUGGCUUCCAUCAACCUCCGUUUAUUGAUUGACAAUAUCCUUCAUGACACAGCUGAGGAUCUCCACUUGCAGUGCGCUGCUGUCAAUGAGGCUUUUGCUAAACGCUGUGAAGAGAUGGAAGAUGCAAAACACAAACUGGAACAUCAUUUGAAAAAAACUCUUAAAGAGAUUGGAGAUCAAGAAAACAACAUUGCUGCUCUCAAACAAGCUAUUAAGGACAAAGAAGCUCCGCUGAAAGUGGCUCAGACAAGGCUGUACGACAGAUCUUUUAGGCCCAACGUUGAGCUCUGCAGAGAUCCAGCACAAUUCAGGUUGAUCAGUGAAGUUGAAGAACUGACAGAGUCCAUUGAGUCUCUGAAGCAGAAACUACUGGAGGCUGAACAGUCUCUGAGGAACCUGGAAGACACGCGGAUGAGUCUGGAGAAGGAGAUAGCUGUGAAAUCGAACAGCAUUUUUAUUGAUAGGCAGAAGUGCAUGGCCCAUCGCACGCGAUACCCUGUUGUCCUUAAACUAGCAGGUUACCAGUAGCAAUACUCUCUGUAUUAAUGAUGUGAAGAUUGGUAGAAAAUCUUAACCAAAGAUAUUUAAUUUUAUAAUAAGUGUGUAAUAUUAUAGUCAAUAAGAAACAUAAUUGGCUGUUAAUUUCCUUUAUUUAAAUAAAAAUGCAUAAGCAUAA